GCGUGCCGCUCGCCGGCGAGGGCGGCGUGUGGAAUUCUUCAAGGAUCCGUGUCAUCCUCUUGGCAGCCAAAACCGGCCGACUACGUUUACCGCCGCUCUGUAUAUUCAGUGGGCAGCGUCUCACCGACGAUGGAACCCAGUGAACCUAACUGGCCGCCUUGUAUCGUCGCACAAGGCACAGUGCUUCGCCAACGAUGGGUCGCGGGCGUCAUCAUUCCAACGUCCAUGUCCUCUUGGAGCCGACCGCGUAUAUAUCCAAGUCGUAUCUCGCUGGUGAUGGGAUCCAGGUGCGAUUCUUCGAGCGUCCACACCCUCUUCUUGACAGCCAGAUCGAGCCGACCGCCGACUUCCACGGCUUCUUCUACGCAGCCACAUCUCAGCGACCGCCUUGUAUCGCCCGGUCGCACAUCUGGGCGCAACAUCCACUCCUGAGAAGACCGCGGGUGGAAUGCAUCAGACACCCACGGCUUCUUGGCGGUGAAGUCUGUCUAGUCGCCCUGAACCGCCCCGCACAAUGGCCGCACCUCUCCAUGACGAAGAAGCGUCCGGCGGCAUGCCUCGAGUGCCUCAUGUCCUCCUGCUGGCAGCGACAUCUAGCAAGCCGCCUUGUGCCCCAUAAUAUAGAAAAUCUCUUGCCGACGAACAGAGUGGCUGGGGUGCCUGUUUCCCUCGACAGCCAUGUCUGGCCGCCUCCUCUUCGCAGCAAGAUAUAGCUACCCACUUUGUGCAAUCGCGCAGGUACCCAGGACAAGGGGGUUUCCCGGACCGUGGAGCGCGGGCAAGACACUCCUGAUGUCUAUACCUCCCUUAGCAGUGAGACCUGGCCGACCUCUGAUAUCCUAUAUACUGAAAGGCAGUGCCUUGCUCUCAUAGCGUAGUGCGGUGUGUGAUUCAGACCUUUGUGUCCUCCUCUUAG
Messenger RNA from Gaeumannomyces tritici R3-111a-1, 916 nucleotides. RefSeq lists its product as hypothetical. The record is from RefSeq and is a predicted model, not a curated record. NCBI's taxonomy places the organism in Eukaryota, Fungi, Ascomycota, Sordariomycetes, Magnaporthales, Magnaporthaceae. The coding region runs from base 195 to 713 and encodes 172 amino acids. The transcript is spliced from 2 exons.